GAUUGAAACUUUCACUUGAGUUGAAACAAACGCAGCCACACGCUGCGACAGCGGAGUUUCCUGUGCGCACUGAGAGCCGAGGCACUACAGUACAUAGGAAAUGACUCAUAGGAGUUGAACUGUUCGGCGUGGGUGUGUGCGCUGUUAAAACAAGGCGAAGUCCUACGUAUGACUCACUCUGAUGCUCGCUUUUCCAUGCUGAAAACCAGCACGGAUUGUUAAUCAGAUGAACUUUCGGGAAUUGUGUUGCCGACUGCGAACAGCUUCCCUCCAGCACGCCUCAUGGCUUCCACCGCUCUUUGCACAUUGUGCGGAUUUAUUCUAGCGGCUGUGGCCAGUCUCCACUGCGUCAGCGCACAAAAAAGUCUGUGCCGCAACUCGGAAUUUUGGAACUCUGAUCUGGAAGUUUGCGUGCCCUGUGCGUCGUGCAGGCAGUACCCAAAGACCCCAUCAUGCAACACAUGUAAAUCAGUUGAGGAGACUUCUGAUGUGUGGAGACUAGCGGCCAUCACCAGUUUCUCAGUGCUGGCUGCGGUUCUGGUUGGGGCUGCGCUGAUCAUCGGGGUCAUGGUGCUUCGGCGCAAGUCACACAAACAGCCUCUACGUGAACCCAUUGAAGAGACUGCAGGGCCUCUUUAUCAAGCUUAAACAGCUGACCUCAUCUUCUUCUGGAAACGGAUGAAAGACACCAGGCGGAGGAACCUCUGGACCACAAUCAUAGCCUGACUGCAGGGUGUGCCUUGACCGGAAUCGGACCAUUUUUAUUUAUUAGACUGUUAGAUAUAAAGAUGUGCUCAGUUCUCAAGCUCAGUCGAAGUUCUGUGGUGAGGACGGGACUUACUAAGAGCAACAUUCCUAUCUUUGAUGGAACAGUAACACCUUCCUACCGUAAUAGUGGUCUCAUCUUAGAUUUGUGUUCCUUUUACUUAUCCUUCUAACUGAGAUUUGGAUGUGCCGGAUCUUUGUGGGUUGAGAUUCACAAACAGUCCAUGCAGGUGAUUAGGGUUCUGCAGCAUAGAAUGUAACACGGAUGUGGCUCCCGUGCAGUCCAGUGGGGUAAGACUCUUUGCUGGCCAUGUACCCCAACAGCGUGAGGAACACAUACUGCGGCACAUCAGGGCCGUUUGAAUGUAGCUACCAUUAGGUGAACUGUUUUUUUUUUUACACUUCUUUCCUACCAUUAUGUCCGUGUACCUGUUCUUUCAGCAGCCCGUGACGAAGCUGUUGACCGAGAAAACAAACUGCACUCAUGCACUGCUACUAUCCCUCCUGAAUCUGUGCACUCCUGAGUUUCAGGUCAAUGCAUUAUUGCCAUCUCUGUUCUUGUGUGACUACGUUUUUUUUUCAUGGACUUGUAACACAAUUCCAGGAUCUGCAUCGCUGUCACAGCGAUCGUAAGAUCUCCAUGCAUGAAACACUAUAAGUUCCCAAACUGCUAACAUGUGGGAAUGCUGCGAGGAAUGUACUGUAGUGAAGAAAAAUACCUGCAGUGUUUUCAUUGGACACUCAUCUUGCAGUGCACACAAUCUUUGACCGCUAAACUUUUCUCAAAGCAAAAAAACAGACGCACUUUUCAUUGUGAAGUGCUUAAUAGUGUAUAGCAAUUAUUCUUUUUUUCAUUUUCUUUCUACUUUCCUUUGUGAUGCAGCAAAAACUUCUUGAAAUCUUGUUUUCUAACGCCCCCGACAAUGUUUCAGGUCAUCUUUUAGGAUCUGUCUGCUCUGUGUUUGUCCUCUGGCGCCAACAUUAAAGCAAUUUCUUUCAUAGUUUCUUUUUAUGUUUAUGUUAUUUAUUUAAAAAAAAUACUUGCAGUGAUGUACUGCAUCAGGUGUGAGGGGACAAAGACAAAGGGACUUUGAGAAACUUCCAGCAGACCAGCCUUCAAAAAUGACUAAGAAAUACCUUUUUUUUCUUUUUCUUUCCUUCCAGUACAUGCACUGGCUUUUCUUUACUCACUUUAUAAACUGCUUUGUGUAGCAAAUGUAUUUUCACAAUAAAAAUAACUUUCAUGAA
Oryzias latipes (Japanese medaka) is the source of this 2013-nucleotide messenger RNA. RefSeq names its product tumor necrosis factor receptor superfamily member 12A. Gene Ontology annotation, biological process: positive regulation of apoptotic process. Lineage: Eukaryota; Metazoa; Chordata; Actinopteri; Beloniformes; Adrianichthyidae. The record is from RefSeq and is a predicted model, not a curated record. Gene Ontology annotation, cellular component: plasma membrane. Gene Ontology annotation, molecular function: protein binding.